AUGAACUCGUUGAGUAGCCUACAACCUGGAAGCCGCCUAGCUGUAGAUCCAUCGGACCACACUGCAUUAAACUCGUUUUUCUUGGACAAAGCGCCACUCAGAGACCCCGACUCCACCGGAAGAGUACCGGCAGCAGUGGCAUCAUUUCAACAGAUCGCCAACUCCCCUCUGCAUGGCGCAUCGAACGGCGGGCUGCAAACAGAAGCUAGCCCAGCCCGUGUUUUGACAAGUAUGGAUAGCAGCGGGUCGCUGCCUGAACCUGCAGAACUGAGGCAGCUCGCGCACAUAGUGCCGUUGCGUAGUCCUGGGGAGUCUUUCGCUCGCAUGUACAUCUUUGACUGGGACAAUACGCUGUGCCCAACCGACUGGCUUUGCGAACUCUACUCACGCUGCGGGCAGAGCGUCUAUACAGCCAAAAGGCCUUGCGCCGCACUGUGUUCUCCUGUUAUUAAAAGCCGUUUGGCUGUUCUUGAGACCAGCGUUCGACGCCUCUUACAAAAGUGCACAGAACGUGGCCAAGUGGCAAUUCUUUCCAACGCUACCUCCAUCGGUCUUCUGAAGACUCUCAGGCUCCUCCCACUUGUCCAGCGAACGCUUACUGAGCUCAAGGUGCAGGUCGUAUCAGCUCGGGACAUGUGUGAGCCUCACGGGCUUCCACUGGAAAAGUGGAAGGACACCGCCCUUGUCCGACUGGUCACUGCCUUUAUAAGCAAACGCCCGCAACAGAAACACUCAAUCAUGACAAUUGGAGACCAGCAACUUGAGCACAUCGCAUUGCACAACGCAGCAAACCAUCUGCAGCUAAGCUUCGGAUGGGAAUGCCAUCCGAAAUGCAUAAAAUACGUGGAGAGCCCGUCUUUAGAAGCCCUUACACGGCAGACGCUGUUCCUGACUGAGCUCGUCGACAGAUUCGCUGAUGAGGAGAGCGGGACGUUUUGUAUGCAGCUAAAAGAUGUAUACUCAGGGAGUUCGGUGCCGUCCACGCAUUGCUGA
Eimeria acervulina is the source of this 993-nucleotide messenger RNA. RefSeq names its product Chromosome I, complete genome, related. The transcript has 3 exons. The coding region runs from base 1 to 993 and encodes 330 amino acids. NCBI's taxonomy places the organism in Eukaryota, Apicomplexa, Conoidasida, Eucoccidiorida, Eimeriidae. The record is from RefSeq and is a predicted model, not a curated record.